UUUGAUGGCGGUUUCUUGGUGGAGGCAUAGACUGCAGUGUAUUGUUAUCGUGCGGGGGGUUAUACGGUAUCACGGUGUGUUAGACCAUGGAUUAAAUUUACACCGAAAUAUCCCUUUAACAUUAUUACACCUGGCUAACGGUAUCCAACCUUAGUGCGCACCUGUCCAGUUCAAGACAACAGACUUGUAUAUAGCUUUAAAUAAGUCUGACUUUAUUCACUCUCAGUAUUCACACUUUUGUUUAUCGCUCGUCUCGCUCCCUCUAUCCCCAAAUUGAUUGUUCAACUCUGUGUGGCACAGUGUUGGAACACUGGGGUCGUAGAGACGCGGUACUGAUAGUGCAGCCGCCCCGAGACGGAGGGAGCUGCGUUAAAACGCUGUCGUCACGUGUAAGAAAUAUUGAACGUCGCUGAUGUGCUUACACGAAAAAUUUAGUACGUAGUCUUAAAUAGUCUAGUACAGAGAAGGACGAACAUUCCCUGAUGGCGUACAUAUACCUUGUCUCGUGCAACUGACAAGAACUGACUUAUAAGAACUCUGGAUGUAUUUUACGCCAUCUAGGCAGUCAACAGAGCACCCAAUGUAUACUAGAGGCUAAAUAAACCACUUAAUUGCGCUAACGGCUGAAUUAUUGGCUAGUGGAUCGUGCAAAGUACGCAGGGCACGUGAAGGCAACACAAGCGUGGGCAUUGUAUGCUGUGGUGGUGUGACAGAAGGCGGACAACAUGACGAGCUGCUGCAAGCACGGCACCGGGCUGGCCUCGCCGACUUGCUUGGUGUAAAGGUAAGUCCGUCUAACGUUUAAACCGGCAAGUCACAGCAAACUUGUUGAAAACUUUUGUUAGCCGACUAGCUAGCCUGGAGACGCCAUCCCGAAACAACGAUACAUGUUGACGCCGUCAUCUGACUGAACGGAGAUGGUGACAGUAUCAACUGGCGGACACAGGGCACAUUCUCUGUCAAACACAGCUGACCUGUCCCUCCUGAGACAAUUCACUCACAUGUUGCUUGGAUUUUUGUUGCCUGAAUGACUCCUUCACAUCUGGCUAAACUGUUGCUUCUGCGCCCCUUGCAGGCGAGCGGAGCCGCCAUGGGGACGCGGUGGUCACGUAGCGGCAGCAGCCUGUCUCUCAUCCCGGAGGGGCAGAGCUUUGAGCGGCGGGGAGAGGACAGAGACUCCGACAACGAGUCGUUGGAUGGGCUCGGCAGACGGGAGGACAUAGCCCAGUUCCCAUACGUGGAGUUCACGGGCAGGGACAGUAUAACGUGUCCGACAUGUCAGGGGACUGGAAGAAUACCCUCAGAUCAAGUGAAUGAACUGGUUGCAUUGAUCCCAUACAGCGACCAAAGGCUGCAGCCCCAAAGAACGAAGCUGUAUGUGGUCAUCUCAGUCGUGUUGUGCCUCCUCGCGUCUGCGCUCGUCGCCUUCUUCCUUUUCCCUCGCACCGUGGUCGUGGUGGAUGAUGGGAUACACUCGGUGACUGUGCGCUUCGACCACACCAAUAUGAAGGUCCUGAUGAACAUGACGAGCACUCUGAACCUGACCAACCCAAACUUCUUCUCGGUGCUGGUGCAGAGUGUGAGCUGCCAGGUCCUCUACAUGAAGACGGUGAUCGGCACGCAGCAGCUGAACAACGCCACCACCAUCCUGCCGCUCAGCGAGAGUCAGGUCAACUAUACGGUCAGCGUGGAGAUUGGCAGCAGCGCACCAUACGUCUAUGCCUUCUGCACCAUGCCCAGCAUAAAGGUCCACAACAUUGUGGUAUAUAUGCAAACCACGGUGAAAACCUCAUACAUGGUGCGAACAUCCCAGAACAGCCUGGAGGACUAUCACUACAUAGACUGUGGCUCCAACACCACACACCACCAGACGGCAAGGCAGCACCAGCACCUCUCCUCCACCCUCACACCAGCCACAACCACAGCAGUCGGCACCCCUCUGCUGUGAGAGGAAAGACAGCGAUCACGUUUUUUUCUUUUCACGAUGGAUUUUUUUCCAAACAAAACCACCAGCAGCAAAAUACCAAAUGGUGCUUUUCUUUGAGGCUCGCACAGGAAAGGUAACAUUAAGUAGCUGGGUUUUUGGAAAACUUGAGUUUUCACUGGACAGGCCAGAGGGAACAGAUGAGUGGUUUGUUAGUCACCGAUAUUUCUCGCCACUUUUUUAACUUGCAUUUGAAGCGCUUGAUCUCACCAUGUCUGCCAAGUGUAUAAAUGCAGUUUGGUAAUUUCAGACACUCAGCGCUCUGAGGCUUCGUGUUGGAAGCUGGACAGAGGAAGCUCUUUUCUUAAAGGGGAACAGCCAACAAACAAGUGGCACUGAUGGCACUUUGUCCUAGCUUUAAUUAACACUGCAUCAGGAGAGUACUCCCCAGCAUUGCUUGAAUGACUUUUGGUAUUGUUACACUGUAGAAGAAGGAGCUGGCCUGCUGUUACUGUUCUGGAUUUAAUGCAGCUACAGGAGGGACUGUUUCAUGACUGUUUUUGCACCUUGAAACCGGGACAUACUGUUAAACACAUUGCUUUGGCUGUGUUAUUUAACUCUUUCUGAAACAUAUCACAGAUGUUUUUAAAUGAAUUGAUAAGUUAUUUCUUGGUACCUCUCAUCACAGCAGGUCGAAACACUCUGAUUUUAAAUGCGGGGUUAUAUUGUAGGUCCAUAGUGUUACAGAGAGGGAGGCUUUUCUCAGACUGGAUUUCUUAAAGUAUCAGCUCAUGUGUUGAUGUGAUUGACUGAUUGUGUUACUGUUAUCUGAAGUAUCCUAGCUACACCCCUGUGGCUUAUUGAUCAGUCUCAUCACAGACUGAAACCUGACAUCAUCAAAAUACUUCUGCUACAGUAUCUGCUCUGUAAACAUUCGUCUGUUGUGACUUCAUGACUUGAAAAUGGAGACAAAGUGAAACAAGUGUGAUUUGAGUUUUUUUUUCUAUUUUUUUUUUUUUUUAAGGGACUUUGUACAUUUAUGAAAGAUUUUACCAUGUAUUUUUAAAAAUACAGUUUUCUGUCAUGAUUGGUUCUAAAAUACAUUAAAACAAGUUGUGAAUAAAUAAAUAAUUACCAAUU
This is a messenger RNA of Acanthopagrus latus (yellowfin seabream), 3064 nucleotides long. RefSeq names its product transmembrane protein 106C (gene tmem106c). NCBI's taxonomy places the organism in Eukaryota, Metazoa, Chordata, Actinopteri, Spariformes, Sparidae. Bases 1028 to 1948 code for a protein of 306 amino acids. The record is from RefSeq and is a predicted model, not a curated record. The transcript has 7 exons.